UAUCCAGAAAAGAUUUCUUCUUCCUAGGGUUCUUUUUCCCGUCAGGCCGACCGCUGAAUCUUUGCUUCUACCAUUGACGGUUGAUAUCCAAGAUUUAGAUCAGUUAUCGAAGUGAAUGUCAUAUGCAGCUGCUGGAUCAUGUCAGGCGAUAUGGUGUCGGAGCAAAUCUCUGUACCAAGUCGUCAAGGUCAUUUAGAAGCUGUGUCUGGGAAUCCAGAUAUGGCUGAAAUCACAAAUAUGAUGGAAACAAGUACAAAUGAUCUUCCCAUCCAACAUAUGCCAGUUUCAGUCAUGCAGUCAGGGCUAAUGGCCUCUGCAAGCAGCAGCCUUACAUCGCAGCAUGUAGACACAUCAAACGUAUUGAUGGGUGUGUCAGAUCCUAUGUCGUUUAGCUUUGUACCACAGUUUGUUUCCUGCCAACCUUUUAGUCUGAUGGAUUCUCAGUCGUCUACGCCUCAGUUGCAGCCUUCUGUAGCACAUCAAUACCCUUCUGGAGGGUCGAUAGCUGCAUUCAGUAGCUCGGGUUCCACACAGCUGGCUGGAAAGCGUAAAUCGCCUUUGGAGUCUGUUCCUAAUGGUUCUGCACCUCAGAAAUUGGAUGUAUCAAACAAACGAGUAUCACAAAUGCAGCACAGACCUUGGUUACAGCAAUUAUCUCCAGCAAGUAAUGGGUCAGUGCAUUUUCCAACUUCCUCACUUUCUCCAAUGAUGCAACAUGUGCCGAUGCUGAGCAAGAAAGCAGUGCAAAUGGAGUCUGUUUCCAGUAAUGCUGCAAAACAGUUGACAAACAAGAAACAGCCUGUUCCAUCACAAGUCUCGAAGAAAACGCAGAAUGAAGGAAACGAGUCAGUGCGGUCUAAAAUGAGGGAAUCAUUAGCAGCUGCUUUGGCUCAGGCUCAGCAGGAAGACGAUUGUAUUGCAGGGGAAAAGGGUUCACAGACCAAAGAUGUAGAUAAUUUUGCAACAACUCAGGAAAAUUCUGAAAGUGUUGAACCUGUUACUGCUGCUGCUAUUGGCACACCUGCAGUUGAAGUAGCCACAUAUGCAUUGUCCAGUGGCGAUGAAAAUUCAGGGCAGAAAGACAGUGCUGGAAGAAUUGUGUUGCAUGAGACUUCGGAUGACACCCAGAUGAAAGAUGCUAAUCAAUCCGAUGAACAAAAAUCUGAAUUUGAUGAGGUUUUCCCUCGAGAUGAUGUUCCUUUUAGUGACAGUAUUUUUGCCAACGAUGAACUUUUACAGGGUAAUGGCCUCUCAUGGGUACUGGAAUCUGUUUCAGAUCUUGGGGAGGCAAAGGACGUGGAAACAGAUGCAGCACCCAAGUCAGGUGAUGAGAUCAAUGAGAGAACAGAUGGAGAAAAGCCGUUUCAGGAUCCGGAACUCUUGGCAUCGGAGAUUGAAGUGGAACUUUUUAAUCUAUUUGGAGGUGUGAACAAGAAGUACAAAGAGAAGGGAAGAUCUCUUUUGUUCAAUUUAAAGGAUAAGAACAAUCCUGAGCUAAGAAAAAGAGUUAUCUCCGGGGAGAUUCCUCCUGCACGAUUGUGUUCUAUGACAGCUGAGGAACUCGCUUCUAAGGAGCUUUCUCAGUGGCGACAAGCCAAAGCAGAAGAAAUGGCAGAGAUGGUGGUCCUGCGAGACACGGACAUCGAUGUCAGACAGUUGGUGAGGAAAACGCAUAAAGGUGAGUUCCAGGUAGAAAUUGAUCCCGUUGACAGUGGAGCUGUGGAUGUUUCUGCUAGUGUCUCUUCGCGUAGUAGUCAACCUCGACCAAAAAACAAAGGGAAGAAGGAGUCUUCUCAUCCUGUCAAAUCAUUGAAGAAAGAUGAUUCCCAAGAUAAGAUCGCCCAAGGGAAUCAGGGGAAAUCUUGCACCAUCACUAUUCCAUCUAAUGAAGGGACUGAUCCGAUGCAAGGUCUCUCCAUGGAUGAUGAGAUGAAGGAUGUCGGGUUUCUUCCUCCUAUUGUAUCCCUCGAUGAAUUCAUGGAAUCCUUGAAUUCUGAACCUCCUUUUGAAAGUCCCCAGGAAGAUGCUGGAAAGGAAGCCUCUGUACACAAGAAGAGUGACUCAGAAUCCGUGUCUUCCCAUCAAUUUCCAAAAGAACCCAGCGAGAGAGAUUCUCCUAACUCCAAACCCGACAAGUCUAAUUUAGUUUCCCCCAAACCGGAUGCCAGUGUCUUGUCCAUUGAUGAUGUCUCUAAACCCGAAAAUAGAGAUGACGUGGCUUCUAUAAAGGGAGAAAAGGUCUGGGAUGGUAUACUGCAGCUUAGUAGCUCUUCCGUGGUACCUGUCACUGGAAUUUAUAAAAGUGGAGAGAGAGCUCAGACGAGGGAGUGGCCAACGCUGGUGGAGGUGAAGGGUAGGGUGAGAGUGAGUGCAUUUGCAAAGUUUCUAAAAGAGCUUCCUUUGUCCAGAAGCCGUGCCCUAAUGGUGAUGUGCUUGGUGUGCAAAGAUGGUGUCUCUGAAAGCCAGCGUGGCAAUCUUUACGAGGCUGCAGAGUCGUACGUAGCUGACGAGAGAGUGGGUUACUCAGAGCCAACCUCCGGCAUGGAGCUUUACCUCUGUCCGCCACGUGGCCAGACGCUCGAUAUGAUCGGCAAGAUCAUUUCCAAUGACCAGCUCGAGGAGGUCAAGCGUCUGGACGUAGGGUUGAUCGGUGUCGUCGUAUGGAGACGAGCUGUUGCCUCUUCUCCCCGCCCACGCGACAAACCCGGAUUCAAAAGGCAUCACUCUUCUUCAGGUUCUGGGAAGAGCUCAGUCAUAAAUGCCAUGAAUAGUGGAAGAGCUGUUGCAUCAUCCAUGGUGGGGAGUCAUGGCGUUACUGCUAAUGAUGAUGGUAAUGACGAUGAUGUCCCACCCGGGUUUGGUCCCGGGUCUGCUGCAAGAGACGAGGACGACGAUCUUCCGGAGUUUAACUUUGAUUCCUCGAGUAGGCCAGUUUCUUCUCCCCGGCCGCAAUCCCGGUCUAUGCAUCAAGUAAGGGAGCUUAUACACAAAUAUGGCAAGUCUGUAACCGGCGGUAGUAACCAGGGAAUCCAGCCAUGGAACAACAACGAUGAUGAGGAUGACGAUGAUAUGCCCGAAUGGCAGCCACGGGCUCCUAGCCACCACCCGGUUCCACCGCCCACUUCUCUCCAGCCACCUCCCGGCUUUGGGGCUGAGAUGGAUCCUCGACAAGUUCACAGCAGGACAGUGGUCAGACCACCUAUACAUACGCAGCAGCCACUGCCACCACCUCCACGGUCAGGGGACGGAUGGUGGGCCAAUCAGAACGCGGUGGCAGAGCAACCGUAUGGCCAUGCCGGGCCAAGGAACAGAGGAUUUUGACCUGUCUAGUUUUUUUUUUCCUUGCCUCGUGUAGUUACAGUUUCUCUUCUCUCCCUAGGCUUUUGUAGGCUGUCUGUAUUUCUCAAUCAUCUUCUUGUAGCAAUCAUGUAAUGUAUAAUCUUUGAAUAAUGAAACUUUUGCGUGAAAAACUUCGAAAAAACUGUUUGCUGUUUCA
This is a messenger RNA of Tarenaya hassleriana, 3496 nucleotides long. RefSeq lists its product as uncharacterized. The transcript is spliced from 6 exons. The coding region runs from base 139 to 3321 and encodes 1060 amino acids. The record is from RefSeq and is a predicted model, not a curated record. Gene Ontology annotation, biological process: DNA-templated transcription. Lineage: Eukaryota; Viridiplantae; Streptophyta; Magnoliopsida; Brassicales; Cleomaceae. Gene Ontology annotation, cellular component: nucleus.